Candida albicans SC5314 is the source of this 1632-nucleotide messenger RNA. RefSeq names its product mRNA (N6-adenosine)-methyltransferase. The transcript has a single exon. Gene Ontology annotation, molecular function: mRNA m(6)A methyltransferase activity. NCBI's taxonomy places the organism in Eukaryota, Fungi, Ascomycota, Pichiomycetes, Serinales, Debaryomycetaceae. Bases 1 to 1632 code for a protein of 543 amino acids. Gene Ontology annotation, cellular component: nucleus; RNA N6-methyladenosine methyltransferase complex. The record is from RefSeq and is a predicted model, not a curated record.
AUGAUUUAUGAAUUGAGAGACUUUAUUCCAUUUAUUGAGUUUAUUUUGAAUCAAGACAAUAAAAUUUUGGACACACCAAUAUAUGGUGAACUUUGGAUAAUUGGACCCUUAAUUCAAAAGUCCAGUAAUUUAAGAUUUACAUCAACAAAAGACUUUUUGGAUUAUAUUAUUCAAUUUAAUAUUAUUAGUGGUUACCUGUUAGAAUUUAGUAAAGAUUUAAAUAACAACAUCGAUAUUAAACAUUUACCAAAGUUAAUAAGUAUAAACUUUAAAGGAGUCUUGAUGUUGCAAAGCCGAUUGAAGGGGAAACAAACAUUUUCACAAAUAUCCAACUCCAAAAAUCAUAAAUUACCAACUAAUUUAUUACAGAUUUUGGAAAUGCUGUCAAAGCGUGACAUAUUGCCGUAUACCUCCACUAAUAGUAGCUUGUCCAGUGACUUAUCGUUUGAUGUGGAAUUUUUACAAGAAUUGAUUAAUAAACCUACUGCUAGGACAAUUUUGAAUAAGCAAAAGGCACUGUUGAAAACACCAGAAAAACCCUUCCAUUCAAUUUGCAGUGAUCACAAUCAUAUUAAUUUGCUAGCCACUGUUGGGUUAAACAAAAAAGAAUAUAGUCAUUUUGGAUCCAAACAAACAAUUCCUGUAGAUGUUAUUCAUCAAAGAAUUCUCAAGUGUAGAAACAUUUUAUCAAAUGAUGUAUACAAAUGUGUUCAAGAGAGAAUUCAUUUUUUACCCAUUAUCAAUAAUCACACAGAUUUAAAUUUAGGAGACUGUUCAUAUUUGGAUACUUGUCAUAAAUUAAAAUCUUGCCGUUACUUGCAUUAUUAUACACUUACUCCGAUGAAAAAAGAGUUGUCACAUAGUAGCAAAGAAGAACAGCAACAAAGACAAAUAAAACUAAAAGGUCUCGAAUACACUAUUGGAGACUGUUUUUCAGAAUCGUUUAGAGAACCAUUACCUCCUCAAUGGAUUAAUUGUGAUGUGAGAUGCUUGCCUUUUUCGAUAUUAGGUAAGUUUGCAGCUAUUAUUUCUGAUCCAGCAUGGGAUAUACAUAUGUCAUUACCGUAUGGUACCUGUAAAGAUGAUGAGUUGUUAUCCUUACCCAUGCAUGAAUUGCAAGAUGAAGGUAUCAUUAUGUUGUGGGUAACUGGAAGGUCUAUUGAAAUUGGGAGACGAGCAUUGUUGAAAUGGGGGUAUCAAAUCUAUGAUGAAAUGAUUUGGAUCAAGUUAAACCAAUUGAGAAGAACAAUUGUCACUGGUAGAACGGGACAUUGGUUGAAUCAUUCAAAAGAACAUUUAUUGGUUGGACUUAAAGGUAAUCCUAUUUGGAUUAAUAAGAGAAUCGAUACAGAUGUUGUCGUUAGUCCAACUCGCGAGACGUCAAGAAAACCUGACGAAUUUUACGAUAUUGUGGAAAGAUUGGUGGGUACUCAUUCAAGAAAAUUAGAGAUAUUUGGUAGAGACCAUAAUACUAGACCAGGUUGGCUUACAAUUGGAAAUCAAUUACAAGGAGUUUCACUAUUUGAACCAGAACUCAAAUAUAAGUACGAAUUAUAUAAACAAACAACAACGGGUACUACUGCUACUACUAGUAUUAGUAUGAGUACUAGUGGUAGUGGUGGAAAAUAUUAA